This is a messenger RNA of Knipowitschia caucasica, 1992 nucleotides long. The record is from the annotation of a GenBank genome assembly. Lineage: Eukaryota; Metazoa; Chordata; Actinopteri; Gobiiformes; Gobiidae.
AUGGUAGAAUGUGGAGUGUGCACCUGCUGCAUCCAGCUGCUCAACCUGGAUGCAGAGCUACUUCUCCUUUUGGUUGUUUUUAGGCCUGAGUUUCAUCGACCUAUACUGAGCUCGACUCUCAUCCGUCCUCACAACGAGUUUACGAACUACAUCGCGAAGGGCUUACGGCUCCACGACAAUCCGUCGCUUAAGGACUCUCUGCUGGGAGCGGACACUGUCCGCUGUGUGUACAUCCUCGACCCCUGGUUUGCCGGAUCUUCUAACGUGGGGAUCAACAGGUGGAGGUUCCUGCUCCAAAGUCUGGAAGAUUUGGACUCAAGUCUUCGCAAAUUAAACUCUCGACUGUUUGUGAUCCGGGGCCAGCCCACUGAUGUCUUUCCCAGACUUUUUAAAGAGUGGAAGAUUUCUCGUCUGUCUUACGAAUAUGACUCCGAGCCAUUUGGGAAAGAGCGAGAUGCAGCUAUUAAAAAGCUGGCCACUGAGGCUGGAGUGGAGGUGACAGUGUGCGUCUCUCAUACGCUCUAUGACCUGGACAAGAUUAUAGAGCUGAAUGGAGGUCAGUCACCGCUCACCUACAAACAUUUCCAGACCCUCAUCAGCCACAUGGACCCAGUGGAGGUCCCUGUAGAAACCAUAACGGCAGAGGUCAUGGGCAAAUGCACUACACCACUUUCUGAAGACCAUGACGACAAGUUUGGGGUCCCGUCUCUAGAAGAGCUUGGUUUUGAUAUUGAGGGUUUAUCUUCAGCUGUGUGGCCAGGGGGUGAGUCUGAGGCUCUCACCCGGCUUGAGAGGCAUUUGGAGAGAAAGGCAUGGGUUGCCAACUUUGAAAGGCCCAGAAUGAAUGCCAACUCGCUCCUCGCCAGCCCAACAGGACUCAGUCCCUACCUACGUUUUGGAUGCCUCUCCUGUCAACUUUUCUACUUUAAACUCACUGAUCUUUACAGAAAGGUAAAGAAGAACAGUUCCCCUCCUCUUUCACUCUAUGGCCAAUUGCUUUGGCGAGAGUUUUUCUACACAGCAGCCACCAACAACCCCUGCUUUGACAAAAUGGAGAGCAACCCCAUUUGUGUUCAAAUUCCUUGGGAUCGUAACCCAGAAGCACUGGCCAAGUGGGCUGAGGGGCGAAGUGGGUUCCCCUGGAUUGAUGCUAUCAUGACCCAGCUGCGACAGGAGGGUUGGAUCCACCAUCUCGCCAGACAUGCAGUCGCUUGCUUCUUGACCAGAGGAGACCUGUGGAUCAGCUGGGAGGAGGGCAUGAAGGUGUUCGAGGAGCUGUUGCUGGACGCAGACUGGAGCGUGAACGCCGGCAGCUGGAUGUGGCUGUCGUGCAGCUCCUUCUUUCAGCAGUUCUUCCACUGCUACUGUCCUGUGGGCUUUGGUCGACGCACAGAUCCAAAUGGAGAUUACAUAAGACGCUAUCUACCCAUUCUCAGAGGAUUUCCUGCCAAAUAUAUUUAUGAUCCUUGGAAUGCACCAGAGAGUGUCCAAAAGGCAGCCAAAUGCAUCAUUGGAGUACAUUACCCCAAGCCCAUGGUUCAUCACGCAGAGGCCAGCCGUCUCAAUAUCGAGCGGAUGAAACAGAUAUAUCAACAGCUGUCCUGUUACCGAGGCCUUGGUUUGUUGGCAACUGUUCCAUCAAAUUCCAACAACAACGGUAAUGGAGCCCGAGAAAACGAGACCAGCAGCGGGAGAAAGAAUACAGACGCGUCCUUGGAUGUGUGUUACGCUGGCGAGGCCUCUCAUUCUUCUACAGCCGCAAGUGGGUACCGCAUGCCAACCCACUCCCAGGGCGAUUGGCAAAGUGGUGUCAAGAUGUACUCUCCAAACGACGCACAAAUGAGUGUCUCGACGCAGCAGCAAAGUUAUGCAGCGGCAGGAACCAGCAUGAUGUGUUACAAACAAAGCACUAUUAUUCAAAAGGGGGCCGAAGAACAGGGAAACUUUCAAAUAAAGGCUCUAGAAUUUAAUCCCAAUGAUUCUGACAAUUGA